Messenger RNA from Paramecium pentaurelia, 7383 nucleotides. Lineage: Eukaryota; Ciliophora; Oligohymenophorea; Peniculida; Parameciidae. The record is from the annotation of a GenBank genome assembly.
AUGAAUUUCCUUCUUUUUUCUAAUUUAGUUCUAAUUGUUUUUUCUAUAGACAAAUGUCUAGAAUAUCGAACUUAUGCAGAUUGUAUUUUGAGUACUGAUAGCUAAUGUAUUUGAAUUUUAAAAAAUAAUAUAGGUUAUUGGAAUUAGGAGUAUUGUGAAUUCACCAAAAACUUAUAACUUGGGUGUUCAAGGUUUUUAAACAAAAUGGCAUGCGUAAAAUAAUUAUCCAAUACUUUGAACGAGAAAGCCAGAUGUAUAUUAAUAUAAAAUAAAUUAGGUAUCUUUAACAAUGUUUGUCAACCAGUUAUUGAACCAUCAGUAUUAACUUGUAAUGAUGCCAUAACUAAACAUGCUUGUUUAGAUAUAACUAAUAUUGAUCAAUUAUGUUUUUGGGAUGCAUUAACAUAUUAAUGUAAAACAGCCUCUUAAGAGAGUUAUUAGGAUGAUUUUUAAGAUGUUUUAUAUAGUGCAUCUGUUUGUAGUAGAAUUGAGAGUAAUUAAUAAAGAAAAUUAUUUAGACUACUUAAUAAUUCAUAGUUCUAUAAUUUGGGAUGUAAUUUCAUAUAAACCUGAUUUUGUAUAGGAAUCUGAGGAUAUUUAUAAUUUUGAUUUAGGAUUGGGUAAGAAAGAUUCUGAUACUAAUUAUGAAACAGGUUCAUUAGCAAAUAAUUAUGUUUAUACUGUUUGUGAUGCACCAAAUUAAGUAUCUUAUUUUUAAUGGUAUAUAUUAAAUGAUCUUCAAGGUUAACAGAUUAAAAAUUGUAAAAUUGUUUAAAUAAUUUAAUAGUAAAAAUAAGUGAUAGAAAACGAGAAGGAUGUAUUGCAAUAUAAAUAGCUGAUGAUGAUGAUUAUAAUUUAAUAUUUUCAAAAACAAAGGAAUCUAUUGGAGUAAAUAAAAUUUAUUGCAGAUAUUAAGGAGGUAUCUUUAUAAAUCAUCGAUGUGUUUAUUAUGAUGAUGUAACUAUUCUAACAAAUCCUUCAUUUUUACAAGAAUAUAAAAUAGAUUGUUAUCAAUUGAAUUUAUAAGAAUGUGCUAUUGUUAAUUUAAAUUGCUAUCCAGUUAUUAAACAUGGUUAAAACGAACAAUUAGUUACAUGUGUUGCUUCUUAAAAUUAAUUAAUUUAUGCUUAAGGAUGUUUAUCAAAUGUUUAAGUUUAUUAAACCUAUAAAGAUUGUAUCUUAAAUUCAAAUCAAAUGAUUGGAGUCUAUUUAGAUUUUGAUGAAUCUCCUCCAAUAUGUAGUUCAAAAUGUUUUGUACCUUAAUAAAGUGAUUGUGAUCUCUCAUAUUGUAAUUGGAUCAAUGAAGGAUAAUAAUUUCAUGGAUGUAUUCCUAAAUAUGGUUGUAAUCAUCCAGGUUUGAAUUAAUAAUAUUGUUAAAAUAUGGCUUAACUAUGUUAAUGGGAUUCGAUAGAGAGUCGUUGUUAUUAGAUAAAAUAUUAUUAACUUUUCAAUCUAAAAUGUUCAGAAGCUACUUCUAAAUAUUUAUGUGGAAACAUUAAAACAUUUGGAUAAGAAUGCAUUUGGAUUGAUGAAGAUAAAAGUUGUCUAAAUAUAUUAACUAUUCCAACAUUAAAAGUUUUUGAAUCUUUUCCUACAAAAUAUGUUGUGAAUAGAGAACUUUGUAUGAAUUCAAAAGGAAAACAUAUAUAUAAGAAUUAUAUUUGUACUAAUGAUUAAAGUCCUAUUAGUUGUGAAAAUGAAGAUCCAGGAAAUUUUGGUAAAGAAUUAUGUUUAAUAACUUAAAAAUGUUAUUGGAAUAUUUAAAUGUAAAGAUGUGAAAAGGCAGUUAUAAAAUCUUCUUGCAAUUAGAUGUAGAGUGUUUCUCCUGAUUGUUGUUCUUAAUUUAAUGAUUGCAUUUAUGAUGUAUCUAUAGCUAGUUGUGUAUCACUAACCUCAUCAAUUUUUUGUACAACUCCUGGAAUUUCAAAAAGUGCAUGUUUAGCUUUAGAAGAUUAAAAAUGUUAAUGGCUUGGAUCUAAAUGUGUUGAAGUGCUUCUAUUUAGAGAACCUUGUCAAUCAUAUAAAUCUGUUACAAAAUCUGUGUGUAUUUCAUAAGAAACUAAUUAAUGUAGAUAUAAUGAUUAAAAUUGUGAGUUAGUUGAAACUUAACCUAAUAAUUGUUCAGAUUUAUUUAAUAAAUACGCUUGUCAGGCAAGUAAAAGUAGCUGCUAUUUUACCAGUAAAUGCAGAUAAUUUUAAUAAUAAAAUUAAAAAUGUGAAGGUUACUAUCUCAGUAAAUCUGCAUGCUUAAGUCUUAUGACACCAGGAGAAUAAUGUAUUUGGAAGAAUAAUCAAUGUAUGUACAUUAAAGAAAGGAUGAAUUGCUUAGAAUCACAACCAAUUAAUAUGUGGGGUUGUGUUGGCAUAGCAGCUGAAAUUUCAGGUUAUCUAAGUCCAUAAUAUUAUUGUGAAUAUAAUUCAAUAUCUUCAGCUUGUUAAUCUUCAGUAUCAACUAUAACAGGCUGUAAGUUAGAUUACAAUAUCAAUAUUCAUAGAUGUAGUGCUUAUACUACUGGUACAUGUAUCUAUAAAGAUUUAUAAUGCAUCUCUAUAGAUCUAACUCAUAAAUAUUGGAAUUUUUAACUUGGUACAAUUAAUUGUGAGUAAGCUAAUUUUUAAACUUGUAAACAUGUCAGAGGAAAAGUUUGUUAGUAGAUCAAUUAAGUUUGGAACUCCUACAAUGAUGUACGUUGUGGUGAAGUUAUUACAGCUUAUGUUCCAUGUGGUAAUAUUGUUGGCGAUUACACCUAUAACUAUAAUUUUUUUUAAAAUAUAGAAACUUAAUUUAAUCCUUAAGUUUGUGCUUAAAUUUAUGGUAAGACUAUUUAUCCAUGCCUUUAUGAUUAAAAUUUACAAAAAUGUGUUUUGGCACUAGCAACUGCUCGUUUUGCAUGUAAUGCAUUAGGAAUCAAUAAAUGGGUAUGUCUAAGUUAAACAUAUGGAUAAUGUGCAUUUGUAAAUUAUGUCUGUGUUGAUGCUACAUUACGAAAUGAAAGUUGUAGUAAUUUAAAUAAAUGGGCUUGCCUAAAUUCAAGUAGAAAUUGUGUAUAAUAAUUUAUCAAAGAAGAUAAUGUUUGCUAAGACAGAAGAAUAGAUUUGACUCUUUCAUGUGCUAAUUAAGAUUAUUAAAGUUGUUCAUUAUUGGAUAAUUGUUAUGCUAAUUAAUUUAGUUGUUAUAGCUUAUUACCCUCAUAGAUUUCACCUACAAGUUGUAAUAGUCCACAAAUUGGUAAAGCAGUAUGUUUACAAGCUAAUAUGAAUUGUUAAUUCUUCAAUUCCAAGUGUUAAACAAUAUCAAAAGAUAAAUGUGAAUAUUAGUUGACUUAAGAGUAAUGCGCAAAUAAUUUAUAUUUUAAAUGUGUUUUUAAAAAUAAUAAAUGCUACACAUAAAAUAUACUCACUAAAUGUGAUAUUUAUGAAUCAACAAAUUAUAAUUUUUGUAGAUAAUUUCAAAAUUGUAAAUAUGACUUUGAUUAAAUGAAUUGUGUUGAUUUAACAUUAAUUAAAGGUAUUUAGAAUAAUUAAAUUAAAUAUGAUUCAAUAAAUUGUAAUGUAUUUUUAAAUUAAUUUGAUUGUUUAAAUUAAUGGUAAGUAAUAUGUAGUUAUAAUUAAAAUUUAGGAUGUUAAAAUACAAAUAAUAAUCCAAGUUAAUGUCCACAUUUAAUGUAAUAUAGUAAAAUGAUGUGUUAAAAAUAUGAAAAUUGUGAUUUUUAAUUUGGAUAUUUUUGUAUUGAUAAAACAUAAAGUUUAAGUUGUUCUGGAUUAUCUAAUUAAUUAUGUUUAUAAGAUAUUUCAGAUUCAUUAGCUUGUUAUUGGGAUGGUACUAAUUGUUAAGAUGUAACAACUUAAAUUUGUUAAGAUGUUUAAUCUUAUACAAUCAAUUAUUCUGGAUGUACUAAAAUAAGCAAUUAAGAUAAUUAAAAAUGUAUGUAUUAAUAAUCAACUUCUAAAUGUAAAAUAUUAAAAGAAAUUAAUAAUUGUUCUGAUUUUACUACUAAUAUUGAAUGUGCUAUUAGAGCUAAUGUUUCUUGUUUAUUAGGAAAUCCUAAUGAUCCAACUACUACUUGUACUUCUUCAAGUGUUUUUAAUGCAAAUUUAAAUCUAUAUGGAUGUACUUAAUUAACAGGAAAUAUCUAUUAUUAUGAUAUUUAUAAUUAUAAAUGUGGAUUACUUAAUACGGCAAAUUAUGUAAAUGUUUAAGGAUGUCAAUAUUUAAAUAAAUAAAGUUGCAUUGUAAUAACAAGUGAUAUCUUAACUAUAAAUUGUGGAUGGAUAGAUAAUUAAUGUUAAUAAUUAAUAGAUCUUACAAAUUUAAAUGAUUGUAGUUUAUUAAAUAAAUAUGCUUGUAUUAAUAUUGAAAAUUCAAAUCUUGUUUGUGAAUGGAACGUUUUAACCAAUACUUGUUCAUAAUCAACUCAAACUAGUUGUUAUGUUCCUGCAUCAAUUCCAGCAAAUCCUUCAGUUUUAUAUUCAUUAAGUUUAUGUAGUAAGGGAAGUAAUGCAAAUGCUUGUAUGGCUAAUUCAUCAAAUACAGGAUGUAUUACAUUUAGUUAUACAAUUGAAAUUUGUGAAAAUAUGGGAUUAAAUAAAAAAGCUUGUUUAGAAUAAACAACAGGAUAUUGUAAAUGGUAAAAUAAUCAAUGUUAAAAUUCUUAAUUAGAUAAUUUGAAUUGUAAUUCUGAAAUAAAUAAAAAUACUUGUUUGGCUAUUAAUGAUAAUUUAUGUUAAUGGAAUGAUACAACUAAAACAUGUUCUAUUAAACCAUUAAAUUAAUGUUCUGAUGCUAUUAAUUAUAAUUAAUGUAUGAAUGUACCAAAUUAAUUUUGUGAAUUUACUGAUUUUAAAUGUAAUUCGCUUGUUUUAGUUUAACCAAUUUGUAAAACUGGGUAUAAUAAAUUUGCGUGCAAAAGUGUUAAAGGUGUAACAUGUUAAUUUAAAGAUUAACAGUGUACUGUCCUAUUUUAUAUUGAUUCUUGGCAAAGAUGUUCAAAUUAUGAUACUUAAAAUAGUUGUGAAUCAAACAAUUGCGAAUGGUAAAAUUUAAAAUGCAUUUCAUUAACAAUAUGUAAUAAUGCUUCUUCCUAAAAAAAGGUUGAAUAUUUACCAUAUAAGUUGAAUCCCUGUGUUAAUUAUUAACCUUAAGCUUGCAUUUAAAUUUUUAAUAAAUUCGGAUGCUUAAGCUCAAGCUUAUAUUGUUAAUGGGAUGAUAAUUUGGGAUGUUCUUCUUAUAUCACACAUUUAUAAGAAAUUCAAUGUUUAGAAACGUUGAAAGUAAAUAAGAACGUUUGUAUUAAGUUUGCUCCUAAAUUUUGUGAAUUCAAAGAUGAUAGUUGUUCAUAUCGUAUUACUGAAUAAUAUUUUAUUUAACAUCCUUAACAAACACUAGCAAGUACAGAAAUAAAUCAUUAAGUGGAGGAUCAAAUUUGUGAUUUUUAUGCUACAUAAUAAGAUUGCAUUUUAUCAACUGCUUAUGAAUGUUAUUGGAAUGGAUUCUGUAUUUAAGUAACUAAUGAAAAAAAUUUAGAUCCUCAAACUUUAAACUUAAAUAGUUGUAAAAAAUUUAAUUUACAAUGGAGAGACAGAUAAUGCUAUUAAUUCUCUACUGUAUAAAAUUUUAAUGAAUUUUUGGACAAAGAUGUAACAUCAUGCGAAACAAAGUUAAUCUCAAAAUCAACAUGCUUAAAUAUGGAAACUUAAGCUUGUUAAUAUGACAAUAAUACAUAAAAUUGUAAGAAAGUUCUUAAUUUUGAUUAACCAUGUUCCUUCUAUUUAAAUGUGAAUAAAAAAACAUGUUAAUCAUUGACAAAAUUUGCAUGCGAUUAUAAUGACAUUCAAAAAUCCUGUAUUCCUGUCCCAAGUAUUGUUACUGAUUUGAGUGGCCUUUCAAAAUAAGCUUGUCUGACACUUCCAAUUGCAGCAUAUUGGGAUGAUUUUUGUAUUUCUGUUACAAUUUUUGAAUGCAAUCAAAAAUUUUAGAGUAGUCCAGAAGCUUGUGUAGUAGCAUAAACAUCAUGUAUUUAUGAUGAAUCAAAAUAAAUGUGCAUUUCUUAAUUUAAUAUAAAUGCAGUCUUUUGUAAUACACCAGGGGUAAGUAGUGAAACUUGUACAUAAAUAAUCAAGGAGCCAUGCAUAUUUAAGUCAAAUAAAUGUUAAAGGAUACCAACAUCAUACACUUGUGAUUAAGCAAUUUUGGUAAAUGAAAUGGCUUGUGCAUCACUUACUUAAGCAUGCUCUUAUGAUUAAUUUGCAAAAAAGUGUUAAUUAGUAUCAGCUAGCUAAAAAUGUUCAACUUUAGGGCUUUCAAAAAAAGCUUGUUUUUUUAAUCCAUCCUGUUUAUUUAAUAAUGAUUUAAUAAAAUGUGAGUGUUAAAUUGUUGCUUCUCCUUAAAUUUGUAGCAAUCUUUCAUAUGAUAAUUGUUAAUCAAAUAUAAAAUGUUUUUUUGACACCAAUUAAAAAAUUUGUAGAAGAAAGUAUUGUGAAGAUUUAAAUAAAUCUGAAUGUUUUGGUUAAUUAAAUGAUAAGAUAUGCUAUUUUACUGGAUAUUCUUGUUAAUCAGCAGGAAAAUGCGAAGAUAUCUUUAAUUUAAGUAGUUCUUAAUGUGAAAAUAUUAUUUUUGAUGGAGUACCUUGUAUAGGAACAAAUAAUAGAUGCUUCACAUACAACAAUUAUAUAGAAUUUUGUUAAAAUUCUGAUUGUCAAAAUAAUUUUUGUAGUUUCAAUUAAGAGAAUUAUUGUUAAGUUAAAAAAUGUUCAUAAUUAAAUAAUUGCUAUUAAUUAGGUAAUUAAUGCUAGACUUUAUCAAAUGGAACUUGUAUAGAAAAUUAAAGUUGUUAAUUUUUAGAUUCUGGAAUUUGUGAUGGAUUAACUGUUCGUACAUCAGCCAAAUGUUAUCUUUAGAAAUAUAAUAUUUAUUUAGAUGAUGUUUUAUGCACAUCCUAAGUAUGUGCUCUUUAUGGAAUUUCAGAAUUAUGUGAUGGGAAUUAAUAUGGGGGUUACACUUGUGCAUUGGUUGACCAAAAAUGUUUGCCUUGUGAAUAAAUAAAAGAUGCUUGUUAAUGUGAUGGAAAAAUUGAAAUAUGUGUAUGGGAAUAAAAUACUUGUCGUUCAUUUUAAUGUAAAGAAUUGAAAAAAUAAGAAUCAUGUAAUGCUAUAAAUAGAUGUCUAUGGAGUCCUAAUUAAAAUUAAUGUUUAAUUCAUUGUAGUAAAAUUAUAAAUGCAGAGGAGUGCAAUUCCAGAACUGAUGAAUGCUAUUAUGAUGAGGCAAUUAAUUUAUGCAAAACAGGUGUUUAUACCUCUCCAAAUCUAAGCAUAGCUAUCGAAAUAUCUACAAUGCAUUCAAAUUUCUUGUUGUUGAUUCCAAUAUUCUUUGCUGUUGUAUUUUGA